This is a messenger RNA of Oikopleura dioica, 579 nucleotides long. The record is from the annotation of a GenBank genome assembly. NCBI's taxonomy places the organism in Eukaryota, Metazoa, Chordata, Appendicularia, Copelata, Oikopleuridae.
AUGCUUUCGAGGGCGACAUGGGUAAAUGAUGAGUGCAAGGCGAUCCUCGACGAUAUGAUUUUUACAGAGACUUUAGACAUCAUUUUUCAAGUCCACAGAGCCGCUAGAAAAGGUUAUCUUUGUGAGCUCUACCCAGAAGAUAACUCCUCACAAAAGAUCUGCACCGAGCUCGGCCGAGACGUUUUCGGCCACUGCCAAAAUAAAGUGCAAAAGUUCUCAGAAGACAUUGACUGUCCAAAUUGUGCGAGGCAGAUUUCCACUACCAGAUUCGCGCCGCAUCUCGAAAAGUGUUUCGGUAAAGGACGCACUUCAUCCCGGAUCGCCUCGCAAAAGAUUUCCUCUGCAGAGUUUUCUUUUCCCACGCACGGGGGCCACACGGACGCUCCCGACGAUGACGACUGGCAGGAGAAGAAGAAGCGGAAGCGAAAGAAAGAUGGUGGCUCAAAGAAGGCGAAGAAGAAACACAUCGAAUCAGACGCGAGCAAGGCAGCUGAGCACAACCGCGAACACGUCUCGUUCUCGAGUUCGUAUCUAGACGAAAAGACCAGCAAACGCAAAAAUUUAAAGAAGAAGCGUUAA